Messenger RNA from Oldenlandia corymbosa var. corymbosa, 2991 nucleotides. The record is from the annotation of a GenBank genome assembly. Lineage: Eukaryota; Viridiplantae; Streptophyta; Magnoliopsida; Gentianales; Rubiaceae.
AUGUCUGGGAGAGGAGGAGGAGGCGGACGAGGCUUAGGCGGUGAUGGUGGCCGUGGAGGAGGAGGAGGUAGUGGCAGAGGACAAGGGCGUGGUGGACGCGGCUAUGAUGGCGGCGGCGGCGGUCGCGUGUGCCGUGGUGGCGGACGGGGUUGGGUCGUUCCUCCCGGUGGCGGUGGUGAUGGAGGAGGACGGGGUUGGGCAGUUCCGCCAGGUGGUGGACGAGGUUGGGCAGUUCCGCCCACCAAUGCUCCAUCGCGGCCGCAUGCGGCGGCUGGUCCUUCGUCGUCAUCAUCGGCGAUCAGCCGAGAGUUUGAGAAGAAGCUGACUGUUGUUGAUCAUUCGGCUUCGACUUCUUCUGCUUCGGGCAGUGGCGGCGGUGAUGCCGAAGCAAUGCAGGUUCCGGUUCCCGUUCCGGUAAAGGUUCCGCCGUCGUCGACGAAGCAUCUUAAGGUCCCAAAGAGGCCGGGUUACGGAACAGGGGGUAACAAAAUUAUGGUUAGGGCUAACCACUUUGUGGUUAGGCUUGUGAACAAUGAUCUCAUGUUGCAUCAUUAUGACGUGGCCAUUUCUCCAGAAGUCAGGUCAAAGAAAGUGACCCGGGUCAUCAUGAAAAAGCUCCAAGAUGCUCAUAAGGCCUCAAAUCUAGGGAACCGAAUGCUGGCUUAUGAUGGAAACAAAAGUGUUUAUACUGCAAACGAACUGCCCUUUCAAUCCAAGGACUUCGUCGUUAAGCUUUCUAAUCCUGGAGAAAGAGAGCGGGAGUUUAAGGUCACCAUAAAGUUUGCUGCAAAGGUUGAUCUUUAUCGGCUUCAGCAAUUUCUUAGAAGCAAGCAACUAGAUGUACCACAAGAAACUAUACAAGCGCUUGAUGUGGUUCUCCGUGAAAAGCCAUCGACCAAUUAUACAGUUGUUGGAAGAUCGUUCUUCAAUCCAUCUCUGGGUGGUAGAGGUCCCCUUGGUGAUGGCAUGGAAUACUGCAAGGGAUUUUACCAGAGCAUCCGCCCAACUCAGAUGGGCCUUUCACUUAAUAUCGAUGUAUCAGCAACAUCAUUUUAUGAACCUACACCGGUGAUUGAUUUUGUCUCCAAUUACCUAAGGAAGGACAUUACAACUAGACAAAUGUCUAACCUGGACUGGAUCAAGGUGAAAAAGGUCCUCAGAAAUGUUAGGGUCAAAGUUACUCAUGUGGAAGCUGCAAGACAGAGAGAGUACAAAAUCUCCGGAAUCACUACUGAAUCCACAAGUCAAUUAUCGUUUGUUUUUGAUGGAACCGAUACAACGAUAGUUGAAUACUUCCGACAGAAGUAUAACUAUGUACUUCAAUAUCCAUUAUUGCCAGCACUUAAGAGUGGCAAUGAUGCAAGGCCUAAUUAUUUGCCCAUGGAGAUUGUUCGCGAGCAGGAAUACAAUGAUGAUACACUUUUGAAGGAAUUUGGAGUUCAAAUUAACCCUGCACUUACAUCCAUCGAGGCACGGGUUUUGCCACCUCCCAUGAUCAUGUAUCAUGAGACCGGGCAGGAAACAUUGGUUAAUCCAAACGUCGGGCAGUGGAAUAUGAUUAAUAAGAGAAUGAUUACCGGUGGGAGGGUAGACCACUGGGCUUGUGUUAGCUUCUCAAGAACUGCCAACGCUAACAAGUUCUUUAGAGAUUUGAUUGAAAUGUGCACCAGCAAAGGAAUGGUAUUCCGUUCCGAGCCAUUGAUUCCAAAUCAAGUAAUCACCAAUGGUCAGAUUGAGAAGGCUUUAAUUGAUAUUCACAACAAGUCUAUUGAAGAAUUCAAAAACUCGAAAACAGGACCGAAACAGCUCCAGUUGUUGUUGAUAAUUUUGCCAGAUAUGAAGGGAUCAUAUGAUAUGAUCAAGCGAAUUUGUGAAACUGAGUUGGGGAUUGUCUCACAAUGUUGCCAACCAGACAAAGUAGCUCGAGCUAAUAAGUCGCUUCUUGAGAAUUUAGCCCUUAAGAUUAACAUGAAGGUUGGUGGGAGGAAUUCUGUUUUACAACAAGCAAUUCAACGCAAGAUUCCAUUUCUGACUGACCGGGUUACUAUAGUUUUUGGUGCUGAUGUAACUCACCCUCAACCCGGGGACGACUCUGCUUCUUCAAUUGCUGCUGUUGUUGCUUCAAUGGAUUGGCCGGAGGUUACUAAGUAUCAGACGCGAGUAUCUGCACAACACCAUCGACAGGAGAUAAUCCAAGAUUUGUAUAAAGAAACACAGAAUGGCCAAGUGAAAGGAGGAAUGAUAAGGGAGCUGCUGAUUGCUUUCAAUAGAUCAACAGGACUAUGGCCGGAGAGCAUUAUAUUUUUCAGAGAUGGAGUUAGUGAAGGUCAAUUCAAUGAUGUGUUGAGGUUUGAGAUAGAUGCAAUCUGGAAGGCUUGUCAAUCAAUAAGACCAGAUUAUUUGCCUCGAAUGACUUUUAUUAUCGUGCAAAAGAGACACCAUACCCGUCUUUUGCCUAUGAAUCACAAGGAUCGCCGUUCAACCGACAAGUCUGGCAAUAUUAUACCAGGGACUGUUGUCGACACUCAGAUUUGUCACCCAACUGAAUUUGAUUUUUACCUCUGCAGUCAUGCUGGUUUACAGGUAUUAAUUAAGUUUCUCAUUAAUCCUAAUAUUAUAAGCUUUCUUAUUUAUUUAGUUGAUAUUAAUACGAUUCAGUGUCAUCAGGGUACAAGUCGUCCUGCUCACUACCAUGUAUUGUUUGAUGAUAAUGGGAUAACUGCAGAUCAGUUGCAGACAUUAACCAACAAUUUAUGCUACACGUACGGAAGGUGUACUAAGGCGGUUUCCUUAGUAACCCCUGCAUAUUAUGCUCACCUAGCUGCAUUUCGAGCUCGCUGCUACCAGCCCCAGGAAGGCGGGUAUUCUGACAGUGGAUCUCGUAGUGGUGGGAGUGACCGGAACAGGGCAACAAGAUCUGAGACGGUGGGCGAAGUCAGGCAACUGCCUGCCAUCAAAGAAAAUGUGAAGGAGGUCAUGUUCUUCUGCUGA